UGUUCUGGAGGAGGAGAUACGUGUAGCCUGGCUUUAGCUGGCUUAGCAUUAGCAACACAUAGCUAGGCGGAGGCGCAACAAGCUCUCCGAACGCCGGAAUAAGUACUGUAUCUUGAUUUUUCCCCUUGGGUUUUGAGAAACUCGUGUAUGGGUCUAUAUCCCUGGACUAAAAGUUGAACCCAGCGUAGCCCAAAAGAUAUGGUGAUGGCGGGGUCACAUGUGCAGCCAGCACUGUGUGUGUGGAGAUGGUUUUAACAGACGCUGCUCUGGAGGACUCAGGAACACUGCACUGGCCUGGAGAAGCCUCUUAAACAAACACACACGACACACACACUGCUGUACACAAGAAGAUUUACGUGCACACGCCACCGCCGUGCCUUGAGAGAGGACACAGGCGCACGGACACAUCACUUGAGCUUCACCUGAAGCCUGCACAAACACAUAAACACCCUCUGGGUUCUCUGGGGUCAUAGAUCCUCUCCUGUGUGAGAGAGAGUUUUUGUUUCUUCCCGUUUGUCCCAUCUCCACCGCCACCAUGCCGAGCUCCACCAUUCGCCGGCAGAUGAAGAACAUGGUGAACAAUUACUCGGACGCUGAGAAGAAAGUCCGAGAGGCCACCUCCAACGACCCCUGGGGCCCGUCGUCCUCGCUCAUGUCUGAGAUCGCCGACCUCACCUACAACGUGGUCGCCUUCAGCGAGAUCAUGAGCAUGAUCUGGAAGCGGCUCAACGACCACGGCAAGAACUGGCGCCACGUCUACAAGGCGCUCACGCUGCUCGACUACCUGAUCAAGACGGGCUCAGAGCGAGUGGCCCUGCAGUGCAAAGAGAACAUCUUCGCCAUCCAGACCCUGAAGGACUUCCAGUACAUCGACAGGGACGGCAAGGACCAGGGCAUCAACGUCAGGGAGAAGAGCAAGCAGCUGGUGGUCCUACUCAAAGACGAAGACCGCCUCAAAGGAGAGAGGUCUCAAGCUUUGAAGACCAAGGAGCGCAUGGCCCAGGUGUCCACAGGGAGCAGUCAGAUGGGUUUUGGUCGAGGCUCGUCUCAGCCCAACCUCUCCACCUCCUACAGCGAAGAGUACGGCAGGUCGGAGGGCUCACCUGCCUCCUACCAUGGCUCCACGUCUCCCAACGCGGGUUCAGAGCUGGAGCAGGCCAGACCUCAGACCAGCGGAGAGGAGGAGCUGCAGCUGCAACUGGCCCUGGCCAUGAGCAGAGAGGCUGCGGAGCAGGAGGAUCGCAUACGCAGAGGGGACGACCUGAGACUACAGAUGGCAUUGGAGGAGAGCAAGAAAGGAGGGCCUGAUUCCGGCAAACUGGCCAAAAAGAAGAAAGAGCCACAAUCGUCUUUGAUGGACCUGAUGAACGUCCCUGAGCCCGGUGCCACAGCUGACCCCUGGGGCGCAGGAGCCGGAGCCACAGCUGGAGCCAGGGCCGCCGCCGCACCAGAAGACCCCUGGCACUCUUAUGGGUCGUCACCUAAGCCAGCAGUUCCGGUGGACCCAUGGGGGACUACUCCCUCUGUUCCCCCCAUGAAGAGCAGCGAUCCCUGGGCGGGUAACUCCGCUCCUGCCGCCGACCCGUGGAGCUCCGCUGCCCGACCCAAGAACUCCGUCACAGGUAGCUUUGACCUGUACAAUGCAUCCAACGGUACGUCUAAAGAGGACUUCUCAGAGUUUGACAGCCUGCGCUCUUCCUCCUCUGUCCCCACUGGAAAUGGGGGCGUUGCAUCCUCUCUCCCCUCCCAAGCCAGUCUGGUGAGCAGCGGCAGCCUGGACCUCUUCGACCCCCUGCCCGCCUCCAUGUCUAUGUCCGGCACCAACAACCCGACCAGGAAGACCCCGGAGUCCUUCCUGGGUCCCAACGCUGCCCUGGUUAACCUGGUCUUGGUGACCAAACCAGCCCAGCCGGCGCCCGUCGUCAACCCGUUCUUAGCUUCAGCAGGCGUCUCCGCUCCAGCUCUCGCCCAAGCAGCCCACGCCAACCCCUUCCAAGUGACCCAGCCUGCGCCCCCCACCCUCAACCAGAUGCGGGUCAGCCCCAUGCCCUCCGGUUUCGGCAUGGGGGACACCAUGUCCGUCCCCGCGGCGUCCGUUCAGCCCAUCGCCAUGGUCCCCAUGACCCGCGGGAUGCCCGGGAUGGGGGUGGGCGCAGUGGGCGGCGUAGGGAUGCCCGCCGGGAUGCAGGGCUCCAUGUCUCUGCCCCAGCCCCUGAUGAGCAUGCCUCCCCAAGCCGGGUCGCAGCAGGCCGGGACCACCAACCCCUUCCUCUUGUGAGGGGGUGACCAGGGGACGUCUCGCCCCAGAGUUACCCCCCCACCUCCCUCUUUCUCUCUCUUCCACUUUGGCUCCUUAAGAAGCUUCAAAAUGAACAAGGAGAUGUCUUAUCUCAUUUAUCUGUUUUAUAACCAACUCCUAGCCAGGUCGUAGUCCCAGCCUGCCCCCCCCCCCCACACACACACACACACUUUAACACUCCUUUUACCCCCCCUCCGUCUCUUUGUCUCGAUGCUACAAGCUGCCUAGUCCUGUGUCUAUUACUGAUCCCACGCUGACGACCACAGACAGUUUGCAUUGGUCUACAGACUCACAGAGUAGCAGUGGUGUUUACAGUUUAUCCCCCCCCCCCCCCACACCCGGUCCUGGUUUUAUUCACUCGUCUCCUUUACUUCUUCCCCUAGGACUCCGUCGAGUGACGGGAGAGUCUGACCAUACUAACGCCAGGAUCUCUAGAUCUCUAGAGCUAAUCUUUUAUAAGCCCUGUGUGUGUGUGUGUGUGUGUGUGUGUGUGUGUGUGUGUGUGUGUGUGUGUGUGUGUGUGUGUGUGUGUGUGUGUGUGUGUGUGUGUGUGUGUGUGUGUGUGUGUGUGUGUGUGUGUGUGUGUGUGUGUGUGUGUGUGUGUGUGUGUGUGUGUGUGUGUGUGUGUGUGUGUGUGUGUGUGUGUGUGCACAUCUUAGUACUUUUACACUGUGUAUAAUCCAGUGGGUUUAACUUUUACACACUGGAGUACGGAUGCGAGAUGGUCAGAUGUGUUUAUACUCUCGUGUGUGUGUGUGUGUGUGUGUGUGUGUGUGUGUGUGAUAAAGCAGGGAUUUUGCACAAUUUGUUGUUUUUUUUCUUUCUGUCUGCGACUGUUGGGCUCACCGUUACACCUUAGCUAAGGGAGGGAGGCUGACACACACUGCCUCGGCUCGCGGUACCACUCAGUCACAACUCUCGUCUGGUCACUUCCUGUCAACUUGGACCUUUAUUCCUCCCCCUCAAAAACCUCUGUGUGAACUUUGACCUCUAGGGGUCACGGUAUUAACAAUGAACACUUAUCAAAAGGAGGUGAACCUCUUGUUUUAGGGGUUAAAAAAUAUGACGAACUGUUCCUUUUUUUUGUUUGUACUGUUGAAGCUCGGAUACUAACAGCCACAUGUUGAUGUAUUUGUCACUAACUGACCCCCUGACCCCUUCUCCUCCCCCACCAAGUGUGUGUUUUUAGAGAAAAAGACAUGAACUGUGAUGGCAUCAGUAUUUUGCCAUUUGAACAUAAAGUUGCAGUGGGGCAUCAUGGGACAAUUUCUUUCCUUUUUAGUUUGUUUCUAGGGUCAAAGGGAAGAGGAUGGGUUGUGUGUGUGUGUGUGUGCGUGUGCACAGUUUGCAUGAGAGAUAGCUUCCAAGUGUACUUUUAAUGAGCAAGUUUAAGAUAGUUUCUGAAGUUUAAGUCAAACAGGGGGGGUAAUAUAGACAUCUGCAGCCUUAAGUGUGUGUGUGUGUGUGUACAACCAUAUAUCAAGGGGUGUUUCCAUGCAACGGUUGCAAAGAAAGCUAUGGGUUUAACACUUGGCAUCAUGAAAACAGUUUUACCUCUGAGUGGAUUUACAGCGGCUAAUCCGUGUGCAAGAGCAUUACCUGCUGGACACUUACACACACACACACACACACACGGUUGUUACAGGAUGGGUCUAUUGAUAGCACAUGGAAUUUCCACAACAGAGAGACAUGUCAUGUAAACAAGCAGUUGUUAAUCUUGUUUUUCUUUCGUCGUUAUUUACUUUUUGUUUUAGAUGUAAAUCCAUAGCCAAGCCUUUCAGAGUUUCGGAGCUGAGUACUAGCGAAGCCACGGAUCAUCUUCACUCUCUCUUUAUGUCUUUCAUUAUUUUUCUGUCGUCGUAGGGUUUGUUUUUUUCACCCUAUGGGUAGGCUAUGUAAUUCUCUUCUCUUAGAAGCACAACUGUUACCAAAGUCAUAGCGACUGUGAUCUUCUGAGGGUCUCGUAGUUCGAACAGUAGGGUCUCACUUCACUGACAUUUCUUUUCUUUUAUGGAUCAAUUAUGUUUUUUUUUUAAUAUUUCAGAGCUAUCUGUUCAGGAGUUUGUGUGAUACAAAAAGUGUUACAGUCGGCUAAAUGUUACUGACAGGAAGUUGGCUGAUGAAAAUGACCCUUCCUCUAUUAGGUCACUCUCCUCUUCAGUUCUGUUAUCACUGCCAAUGUUACUUCUCUGGAUGGGGUGUAUUCUUCUUCUGUUGGUGUGCCGCCCUCCCCUGGUCUGCUGUGGUAUGAAAGCUACACCGCAGGACCCUUGGUAUUUCCACUAAAACACAGACCUUUAUUUCUCUCAGGCAAAAGGAGGGGCAGCUCCAACCGUGUGUGUGAGUUUGGUGAUGCAAAUGCUGGGGCUGAAUGAAUGGGUGUGACACUUUCUUGCCGACCAGCAAAACAUUUUUAAUCUAAAUAUAUGCAAAAAUUGGAGAUGGGAGGGGGGGAAAAAAGAAGAAGACUUGAUGUGUUUUGCAAAGGUUAGAUUUGCUAAUAAAGUCUUGAAAUGAUAUUCUAGCUGUCACUUUCUCACUGGCCUUGAUUUCACUGCGGCCUGACCUUUUAGCGAUUGUGAAAAAAAGUUGUUACGGACAACAACAAAAAUAACAUUUAUUGUCUUGGAACAAAUUCCACACUCCCUAACAGUUACUGCAGUUGACUCGGUCUCACAGUCGUGGCUCUGGUGCAGUGAAAAUGUGGCCUGUGUGUAGCGAGCUCCUCUGCGUGUUACUAUGUAUUCACUAUGCUUUUAUCAAGAGGACUAACCAACCUGUCUUUAUAUGCAUAAACAGCUUCCUUUAAUCUUUUCCAUGUCUGUCUAUUUACCCUUUCUCAUAGUACUGGGAGCAGGCUGCUGCUGCUGCUGCUGCUUUUUUUUUUAUCAGAUACUUGCUCGACCUGUUGGCAUUAUAACUGUAUAAUAUAAUUUAUCAUUUGUACUAUUGUAACAUACUGUUCCUCUGUAUACCUUAUUAUUCUGUGUAAUGGGUUUUUGUAGGAAAAAAAGUCACCGUGGUAUUUUAACGGCAUCUAAACAAACGAACGCAGCAGGCCGCACCCUGUCGGAUGAGGACAUCUGUAGCUGCCUUGGUUCAAAAAUAAAAUGUGUAUCACUUCAGCUCUGUAA
Messenger RNA from Eleginops maclovinus (Patagonian blennie), 5433 nucleotides. Its product is annotated as epsin-2-like. Gene Ontology annotation, cellular component: plasma membrane; endosome; clathrin vesicle coat. The record is from RefSeq and is a predicted model, not a curated record. Gene Ontology annotation, molecular function: phospholipid binding; clathrin binding. Gene Ontology annotation, biological process: endocytosis. NCBI's taxonomy places the organism in Eukaryota, Metazoa, Chordata, Actinopteri, Perciformes, Eleginopidae.